AUGCUGGCCCUCACCAUCGACACGACUAACAUGCCCGCCCUCGACAGCUUCCCCGACUACGUCGACCCUCUGGAUCAACAACAGCCACCACCCAUCAUGACUGCCGAAGCGAUCCCCAAGCCGAAGCCCCUGGCUAGACUCCAGUCCGACACCUCCGACUCCAGCAGGGGUCCCUCACCACAGCCCACCCACGUCGGUAUGCCUCUCCUGCCCCGCCUGGGCAGCGUCAACGGCAAUGGCCACCGCGUCCUCCGUUCGGCAACUGUGGGGUACAUUGCCCCCGAGUUCCAGGGCAAGGAGGAGCAGAUUGUUGUCGUCAAGGAAAUCAUCAGACAGCAGUCGUGGAUCCCCGAGCCUCUCAUCGACGAGCAGACUCACUGGUUCUACGAGAAGCUGGGCAUAGACGACGUCUUCUUCAAGAUCGAGUCCCCCUCGGCCAUUGCCAACCAGAUCACCUCUCUGUAUGCCGCCAAGGUGGCGGCGUCGGUCCGUGAGGAUAAGCAGGAGGAGAUCCGGCUGGACAUGGAGUCGAGCGACCACGCCAUCUACAUCGAUACGAGCGAGCCGGGCAAGGCCCAGGUGGCCGGCCACCGGUACGAGCAGCGGCUCGAGGCCAAGUACCUGGACCACCACGGCAACACAAAGUACCGGGUCGAGACGUUCCGGUCGCCGGCGGCCAUCGGGCACAGCCCCGGUUCCAAGACGUCGCUGCGCUGCUACUUCGUCUACCAGUGCCUGUUCAGGCAGAAGCCCGGCGAGACGGACCCCGACGAGACCCGGCUCGAGGUCAUCGCCGACAGCGGCUUCUGGCAGAAGGCCACGGACAACACCAAGCAGAUCUACCAGGACAUCAUCCUGCAGGCCGUGGGCCGGGCCGGCCCCGUCAUCGAGGUCUACGACAUCGAGGGCACGGCCGAGAAGCGGCUGGUGGUGGCGUUCCGGUCACGCACCGCGCGCGGCAUCUUCUCGGCCCUGUCGGACCUGUACCACUACUACGGCGUGACCAGCUCGCGCAAGUACGUCGAGCAGUUCGCCAACGGCAUCACCGUCAUGAGCGUGUACCUCCGGCCGGCCAUGAACCUCGAGGGCCACUACCCGUCGCUGGACCGGUCCAUCCACCAGAUCACGAAGGAGAUCUCCCUGCUGUACUGCAUCCCGCAGAACAAGUUCCACGACCUCUUCCUGACGGGGGAGCUGAGCCUGCAGGAGUCCGUCUACGCCAACGCGGCCUGGGUCUUCGUGCAGCACUUCCUCAACCGGCUCGGCGCCGAGUACACGUCGCUGUCCGAGCUGCUCAACGCCGGGGAGAGCCCGCAGGCGACGCUGCUCCUGUCCAAGCUCAAGCGCCGGCUGCGCACCGAGACCUUCACGCCCGACUACAUCCUCGAGAUCAUCCGCACCCACCCGGGCCUGGUCCGGCUCCUGUACGCGUCCUUUGCCAGCGUGCACCUGAGCGUGGGGCCCGACCUGGACAGGGACUACGUCGCGCCCACGCCGGCGGUCGAGGUGCUCUCGGACGAGAGGCUGCAGGACACCAUCUCCAAGACGGUGACCAACGAGCACGACGAGAUGGUCAUGACGGCCUUCCGGGUCUUCAACAAGGCCAUCCUCAAGACCAACUACUUCACGCCGACCAAGGUGGCGCUGAGCUUCCGGCUGGACCCGUCCUUCCUGCCGGCGGUCGAGUACCCCAAGCCGCUGUACGGCAUGUUCCUGGUGGUGGGCGGCGAGUUCCGCGGCUUCCACCUGCGGUUCCGCGACAUCGCCCGCGGCGGCAUCCGCAUCGUCAAGUCGCGCAGCAAGGAGGCCUACGCCAUCAACGCGCGCAACCUGUUCGACGAGAACUACGGGCUGGCCAACACGCAGCAGCGCAAGAACAAGGACAUACCCGAGGGCGGCUCCAAGGGCGUGAUCCUGCUGGACCCCGAGCAGCAGGACAGGCAGCGCGAGGCGUUUGAGAAGUACAUCGACAGCAUCAUGGACCUGCUCCUCCCCGCCGAGACGCCCGGGAUCAAGAACCCGGUCGUGGACCUGUACGGCAAGGAGGAGAUCCUGUUCAUGGGGCCGGACGAGAACACGGCCGACCUGGUGGACUGGGCGACGGAGCACGCGCGGUCCCGCGGCGCGCCCUGGUGGAAGUCCUUCUUCACGGGCAAGUCGCCGUCGCUGGGCGGGAUCCCGCACGACAAGUACGGCAUGACGACGCUGUCGGUGCGCGAGUACGUCAAGGGCAUCUACCGCAAGCUGGACCUGGACCCGAGCCGGGUGCGCAAGAUGCAGACGGGCGGGCCCGACGGCGACCUGGGCAGCAACGAGAUCCUGCUGGGCAACGAGAAGUGGACGUCGAUCGUGGACGGGUCGGGCGUCCUGGCAGACCCCAACGGCCUGGACCGGGACGAGCUGGUGCGGCUGGCGCGCAGCCGGUCGAUGAUCUCGGGGUACGACCUGUCCAAGCUGUCGGCGGACGGGUACCGGGUCCUCUGCGAGGACGGCAAGGUGCGGCUGCCGAGCGGGGAGGUGGUGACCAACGGGACGGCGUUCCGCAACACGUACCACCUCCGGGGCAGCGACGGCGCGACCGACAUGUUCGUCCCGUGCGGCGGGCGGCCCGAGUCCAUCGACCUGAUCUCGGUCAACCGGCUGAUCCGGGACGGCAGGUCGACGAUCCCGUACAUCGUCGAGGGGGCCAACCUGUUCAUGACGCAGGACGCCAAGCUCCGGCUCGAGGCGGCCGGCUGCAUCGUCUACAAGGACGCCUCGGCCAACAAGGGCGGCGUCACGUCGUCCUCGCUCGAGGUGCUGGCCUCGCUGUCCUUUGACGACGCCGGCUUCGUGGAGAACAUGUGCGUCGACGCCGAGACGGGCCGCGCGCCCGACUUCUACACCGGCUACGUCCGACAGGUGCAGGCCAAGAUCCAGGAGAACGCCCGGCUGGAGUUCGAGGCCAUCUGGCGGGAGCACGAGCGGACGGGGACCCCCCGCUCCGUCCUGUCCGACGAGCUGUCCUGGGCCAUCACGGACCUGGACGAGGAGCUGCAGCGGUCCGACCUGUGGCGGGACGACGCCAUCCGCAAGUCCGUCCUCCGGGACGCCCUCCCCGCCCUGCUGCUCGACAAGGUCGGCCUCGACACCAUCAUCAGCCGCGUGCCGGACUCGUACCUCAGGGCCAUCUUUGGGAGCUAUCUGGCCAGCCGGUUCAUCUACGAGUUUGGCAGUCAGCCUAGUAAAUUUGCGUUUUUCGACUUGUGA
Molecule: messenger RNA, 3249 nt
Organism: Geosmithia morbida
Lineage: Eukaryota; Fungi; Ascomycota; Sordariomycetes; Hypocreales; Bionectriaceae
Product: glutamate dehydrogenase
Exons: 2
Coding region: 1-3249 (1082 amino acids)
Cellular component (GO): mitochondrion
Molecular function (GO): L-glutamate dehydrogenase (NAD+) activity
Source: RefSeq, a predicted model, not a curated record